AGUCAUUACUGAGCUGUUUCCACGAGACUUCCUUUCCUUAAAGUAAGAUGAAGUCAUCUUUCUCAAAUCAUUACUUUCUGGCUUUGCACUGUUAAGAAAAAGAAAAAGAAAAAAAGACAGAAGGGGGAAAAUUAUAAGUUAUUGAUCAAAGCCAAAAGUUUGCUCUCUCAAUGGAUAUUGUUAUUGCCACCGUUGGCUCUAUUGUCUCUAAAGCUGUAGAGUAUACGAUCUCUCCUAUCAAAAACCAUGUCAAAUACCUUUCCAAUCAUCAGCAAUAUGUUGAGACCCUCAAGGACCGAGCUGAGAGGCUGAAACAUGCAAGGGACAGAGUGCAGCAUUCUGUUGAUGCGGCUAAACGAAACGGUGAAGAGAUCGAAGGUGAUGUUGGCAAAUGGCUGUCUGCAGUCGAUAAAAAGAUCCCUGAACAAGUAGAGAAAGUGAUGCAAGAUGAAGAAAAAGCAAAGAAAAAGUGUUUCAUUGGUUUGUGUCCUAAUUUCAGGACUCGUUACAAGCUUAGCCUGAAAGCUGAAGAGGAGGCAAAGGCUGUUGCCGAGCUACUUGAACAUGACAAGUUUGAAAGGGUUUCCUAUCGUGCAGCUCCGCAAGGUAUCAUGGUUGCACCAGUUAAAGGUUAUGAGGAAUUCGAGUCAAGAACGUCGAUUUUGAACGGAAUAAUGGAGGCACUAAAAGAUGAUAGCGUCAGCGUUGUUGGGGUGCAUGGUAUAGGUGGGAUUGGAAAAACAACACUGGUCAAAGAAAUUGCUAGAAAGGUCAAGGACAAGUUGUUUGAUUCGGUUGUCAUAGCAACCGUAACUCAAGCCAUUGAUAUUGAGAAGAUUCAGAACCAAAUUGCAGACUUCUUGGGCUUGAAAUUUGAGGAACAGAGUAUGGUUGGAAAGGCAUUUCGACUAAGAGAAAGAUUGAAGAAAGAGGAGAGGAUUCUGGUUGUCCUGGAUGACAUUUGGGAAAAGGUUGAUAUUGAGGAAGUAGGGAUUCCUUUGGGAGAUGAACACAAGGGCUGCAAAUUACUAUUAACUUCUAGAGAGCUCAAUGUUUUAUCAAAUGAGAUGGAUGCUCAGAAAAAUUUUCCCAUUGGGUUUUUAAAUGAAAAGGAAGCCUGGGACCUGUUCAAGAAGAUGGCUGGCAACUGUGAUGAAAGUUGCGAUUUGAAGCCUAUAGCUAUGGAGGUAGCCAAAAAAUGUGCAGGACUGCCGAUAGCCAUUGCGACAGUUGCAAGGGCUUUGAGAAACAAAAAAUUGUUUGAAUGGAAGAUGCUUCACGAGAACUGGAGAUGCCUUCGUCAAGCAACUUCACGGGGAUAACUGCGGCAUAUUCAGCUAUAGAGUUGAGUUUUAAUUAUUUAGAAAGCGAGGAAGUUAAGCUGACUUUCUUGCUUUGCAGUGUAAUAGGCCAUAAUGGUCUCGUUGAGGACUUGGUAAGAUAUACUCUAGGUUUGGGUU
Molecule: messenger RNA, 1460 nt
Organism: Gossypium raimondii (Peruvian cotton)
Lineage: Eukaryota; Viridiplantae; Streptophyta; Magnoliopsida; Malvales; Malvaceae
Product: disease resistance protein At4g27190-like
Exons: 2
Coding region: 171-1322 (383 amino acids)
Molecular function (GO): ADP binding
Source: RefSeq, a predicted model, not a curated record